Molecule: messenger RNA, 1951 nt
Organism: Macrosteles quadrilineatus (aster leafhopper)
Lineage: Eukaryota; Metazoa; Arthropoda; Insecta; Hemiptera; Cicadellidae
Product: cytochrome P450 6j1-like
Exons: 5
Coding region: 275-1858 (527 amino acids)
Molecular function (GO): heme binding; oxidoreductase activity, acting on paired donors, with incorporation or reduction of molecular oxygen; iron ion binding
Source: RefSeq, a predicted model, not a curated record
CCAAUUUAUAAAGACAUGAUCAUAAAAAAAGGAAGUGGAUAUGACUAAUGUAUCGCCAGUUAUAAAUUUAAGAAGUUUAUAAUUAUUUCUAGAUUUAUACUUCUGCUAUGCACUAAUCAUUUCAAAUUAUCAAAAGCUAUUUUGUAAAGAAGGAAGAGAUAAAGGUUGAUUUGGUUCAAGUGAUAAGCCAACCUUAGUGAUAAAUAAACAUCUGUACUCACAACUACAACAACUUAUCUCAGUCGUUAUAGGACAGAACUGCUUUAUUUUAGCCAUGGCUGUGGACUAUGUUCUGGAGAUAUUUUUGGCUGCAAUCAUCACCUUAUUACCAGUGUUAUUUUACUUUUACUUGACAUCAGAGUAUUCCUACUGGAAGAAGCGUAACGUACCUUACAUAAAGCCAUCUUUUCCUUUUGGUAACAUCAAGGAUCAAGUGAUAAAUAAGGCUGACAUUGGAACCUGUUUCAAAGUUCUAUACGAUCAAAUGCCUAAUGAAAAAUACUUUGGUAUAUUUGAACUUGGAAAACCAACGUUGGUACUAAGAGAUCAGUCCAUUAUCAAAGCUGUUAUGGUAACUGACUUCUACAACUUUGCUGACAGAGGUCAUAUUCAUCAAGAUGUAAAAAAGGAUUUUCUUGCUGCUCUGCACUUGUUCAACUUGAAGGAUAAAGAAUGGAAAAGAAUGAGAACGAAACUUACGCCUACAUUUACCUCCGGGAGAAUGAAGAAGAUGUAUCACCUUAUGUUUAUGUGUUCGUUGGAGCUGGAUAAAUAUUUAGAAAAUGUUGCUAAAAGUAAUGAAACUGUUGAAUUUAAGGACUUGUUGUCUCGAUUUACAAGUGAUUCCAUCAGCUCGUGUCUGUUUGGACUUCAAACAAAUGCCGUAAUGGAAAAGGACAGUGAAGUCAGAAAAAUAAGUAAGCUAAUGUUCCCUAUUGAAUUAUGGAAUCAGAUAAAACUAAUGUUGUCCAUAAAUCAACCUUACGUUUAUGAUUUGUUAGGACUUGAAAUAAACCACAAAAAAGUUAAGGAGUUUUGUAUGCAGGUUGCCAAAGAAACUUAUGACUAUAGAGUAAAUAAUAACAUUUACCGAGAAGAUUUUAUUGAUUUGUUAAUAAAAAUUAAACAAAAUAAGAACUUGUAUGACGAUGAAGAGGAUGACAAAGAAAAGGCUGAAAGCAGACAUUCUGAUGGAUCCAAUGAUGGACUUACAUUUGAGGAAAUGGCAGCUCAAGUAUUUGUAAUGUUUGCUGCUGGGUUUGAAACAUCAUCAACAACAACAACAAUGGCCUUGUAUGAGAUGGCUCGACAACCUGACAUUCUUGCAAAGGCCGUCCAGGAAGUGGAUCAAGUUUUAAAGAGACACGGAGGACAAAUUACAUAUCAAUCUCUCAAAGAUAUGGCUUAUUUGGAACAAGUGAUUUAUGAAACCUUGCGUCUCUAUCCUUCUCUUCCAAUUCUGACAAGAAAAUGUACAAAACCUUACAAGAUGCCGGAUAGAGACUUGAUGGUUGAAAGUGGUGUGAGGGUGAUCAUUCCCAGCUUUGCCAUCAAUAGAGAUCCUGAGAUUUACCCAGACCCUCUAAGAUUUGACCCAGAACGCUUCAACCCCUCUAACACCAAGGAGCACAAAGUGGUGAAUCUUCAUUUUGGUGAUGGACCAAUGGCAUGCAUUGGUAUGCGCUUUGGAAAGAUGCAAGUAAAAUGUGCUUUGACUACGAUUCUCUCCAAAUAUGAAGUUUCGGUGGUUCCAGAAACUCCAGAGAAGAUAACACUGGACCCUCGCUCAUUUCUUCCUGCUCCUCUAGAAUCCAUCCUACUCAGGGUGUCCAAGCGGCAAGAUGUAUAUUUUAUGUGAAAAUUUGCACUUAAGGAUAAACAAACUUCCUAUAGAAAUUAUUAAGCUAAUACUAUAAAAUAGGACAUUGGUACGUUUAUCACCUAAGUUAUU